This is a messenger RNA of Hypoxylon trugodes, 2847 nucleotides long. Its product is annotated as FabD/lysophospholipase-like protein. Gene Ontology annotation, molecular function: A2-type glycerophospholipase activity. The record is from RefSeq and is a predicted model, not a curated record. Gene Ontology annotation, cellular component: cytosol. Bases 225 to 2750 code for a protein of 841 amino acids. The transcript has a single exon. Gene Ontology annotation, biological process: glycerophospholipid catabolic process. Lineage: Eukaryota; Fungi; Ascomycota; Sordariomycetes; Xylariales; Hypoxylaceae.
UGUCACGAUAUCGUACCAUGAAAAUAACUGACCAGGUGCGACGGACUUGCUUUUUCGUCCGGAAUUACAGAAAUGCACUCCAAAACUUUCUCACUUAAAAUAUUCACAUUUAAUUUGUAUAUCUAUCUACAUAUGUAGCCAUGCUUUAAUCCGUCGCCAAGUUCAGUCAUGUCACAAAUUCUAUCCUGCCCCGCUGACAAGGCUUAUUAUAUCGGUUUCCAACUAUGAGGUCUUUCCGAACAUCUCAACAAUUAAUAGCGACUUUCUAUGCGAGAAAAUCAUGUCGGCUAGCUCAAGGGGUAUCUCGAUUGGACCUGGUGCCGAUUCGCGCCAAUAUAACCAAGGCCAUCGGUCGAUCAUCAUGGUUGCAGCAACACCAAUUCCCACGUGGCUUAUUUAGUUCCAGUAAACAGCAGUCCUCCAAGACCGGUUCCGGUAAAGGUUCCCUAGUAGUCGUCCCCGUCGCUUUAUCCAUUCUAGGCGGCUCGCUUAUAUACUCGCUCUAUCCAGGCGAUGAAUUACGACAAGCUCGACUUGUUAGACAGACCAAGAAAUGUCCGAAAAAUACUUCCCAGGAUGACUCGCAAUCUCAAGCCGGUGACACAGCAUGGUCGGCCUUUUGUCGCCGAUUUGAGAAUUUCUCCAACGUUACCGACCUCGAGUGGUCAGCCUUUUCUGAUCGUAUUGUAGAUCUGAUCUUACCAGAAUGGUCUAAAGUUCUUCCCGGUCAAAUCCGCAAACUCCAGCGUGAGCUUUCUUUGGCGGACGGGUCACUAGCUAAUGAAAUAUGGCGAGAAGCUCAUGACCCUUUCAUCCACCCUGAGAUUCAAUACUCCGCUAAGGUGCGUGUCUCAGAUGAGUUAUGUGCCGAAGAAAAGGAAUUCUUAGCUCGCCGAAAGAAAGUCGCAACAGCAGCUUUAGCGAAAUAUCUCGGCCUUAAUGAAAAGGACAUUCAUCCUGACGAUGUACCUACAAUAGCUAUGUGUGGUUCCGGUGGCGGACUUCGUGCUUUAGUGGCCGGAACUGGUUCCCUCCUUGCUACUCAAGAAGAUGGAUUAUUUGACUGUGUCACAUAUACAUCCGGAGUUAGUGGCUCAUGCUGGCUUCAGUCUUUGUACCACUCGUCUCUCGCAAAUUCCCGAUUUGAUCGCAUUGUCGAUCACUUAAAAGCAAGAAUCGGAGUUCACAUCGCUUACCCUCCGGCUGCAUUUUCAUCUGUGAUAUCUUCACCAACUAGCAAACUACUUCUUAGCAGUCUGGUUGAGAAGCUGAAAGGAGAUCCGAAUGCAGAUUUUGGUCUUGUCGAUGUCUACGGUAUUCUUCUGGCAGCAAGGCUCCUAGUUCCAAAAGGUGAACUAGGUAUUAACGAAAGAGAUUUCAAACUCUCAAACCAGAGGGAGUACAUACGGUACGGACAAAGUCCAUUGCCCAUUUAUACUGCCGUGCGCCAUGAGAUCCCGGAUAUAAUUGGCAGAACAUCCAAACCUGCCACCGAUGGUUCAGAGAGGGCAAAAGAAAUUGCCAAACAAGAAGCGUGGUUUCAAUGGUUCGAAUUAACUCCGUAUGAAUUUUUCUGCGAGGAAUUCAAUGCUGGGAUACCAACAUGGGCACUUGGUCGACGAUUUAAUAACGGAGAAGAUGUACCUCCUGAGGGAGAUGGCUUUCACCUGCCAGAACUCCGUAUGCCUAUAAUGAUGGGUAUUUUCGGUAGUGCUUUCUGUGCAACUCUGAGCCAUUAUUAUCGAGAAAUUAGGCCUCUUGUCAAAAGCCUAACUGGCUUUUCCACACUCGAUGAGAUGAUUUAUGGAUAUAAUGAAGAUUUAGAAAAGGUACACCCAAUUGACCCGGCUCAAAUACCCAAUUUUACAUAUAAUAUGGGAGGCAAAUUACGAUUUACGACGCCUACUACAAUCUACGAUAACGAAUAUAUACAAUUGAUGGAUGCUGGCAUGUCCAAUAACCUGCCAAUUUAUCCCCUGCUUCGGCCCGGACGGGAUGUUGACGUUAUUGUGGCAUUUGACGCCUCUGCUGAUGUUAAAACGGAUAAUUGGUUAUCUGUAACAGACGGUUAUGCCCGCCAACGUGGCGUUAAGGGUUGGCCCGUUGGUGUUGGCUGGCCAAAGGGCACUGACUCAACACAAAAAAUUGAGCAGCAAUUAGAAGCAGCGCAAGCAAGUUCGUCAUCCGAGGCGGACGCUAAAAUACGCCAGGCGCAACCAAAUCAAGAGACACAGCAGACCAAGAAUAAUAAUGACGAGGCUAAAAAAAUAACUGAGCAGAGUGAGAAGACAAAACAUGAUAUAUCGCACCCAGAAGAUUCUGAAUUAGGCUACUGCACGAUCUGGGUUGGCACCACAGAAGAACGAUCAUCCGAGCCACCACCACCUGCGGGAGCGCUCACAGAUGAUGCACUAGCAUGGCAACUAACUGAACCCUCCGCGGGUAUCACCGUCGUCUACCUACCAUUCCUAGCGAACCCUAAAGUCGAAGGCGUCAACCCGGCGACUAGCGAUUACAUGAGCACGUGGAAUUUUGUAUAUACGCCUGAGCAAGUCGAUAAAGUCGUAGCACUCGCCCGCGCCAAUUUCGCCGAGGGCAAGGACCGUAUCCGCCGAUGUGUCCGUGCCGUUUAUGAGCGCAAAAAGAAGAUGCGCGAGGAGCGCGAGGCAGCUCUUAUGAAAGAGAGCUAUAGGCGGUUAAUGCGCCUUGGUAUUGCGGAUAAGUUAGGGGAGGGCGAUCACUUCAGUUGAUGUUAGAAUUGUACUGGAUAUGGAAUUGAUACUCUCCCCUUUUCUUCCCUUUUGUAUACCUAUUAUAUUAUGUUUGUAAUUAAAUCUUCCAUGUACA